GCGAGGUCCGGACCGACGCGCGCUCUCGUCGCCUCGGCUGUCCCGGCGGCGCCAACCCAACCGCCCCGCCCGCUGCCGCCGUCCGACAUGCUGAGCCGUGCUUUGCUGUGCCUGGCCCUGGCCUGGGCGGCCAGGGUGGGCGCCGACGUCCCGGAGGAGGAGGACAACGUCCUGGUGCUGAAGAAGAGCAACUUCGAGGAGGCGCUGGCGGCGCACAACUACCUGCUGGUGGAGUUCUAUGCCCCAUGGUGUGGCCACUGCAAAGCUCUGGCCCCUGAGUAUGCCAAAGCUGCUGCAAAACUGAAGGCGGAAGGCUCUGAGAUCCGACUGGCAAAGGUGGACGCCACAGAAGAAUCUGACCUGGCUCAGCAGUAUGGCGUUCGUGGCUACCCCACGAUCAAAUUCUUCAAGAACGGAGACACGGCCUCCCCAAAGGAAUACACAGCCGGCAGGGAAGCUGACGACAUUGUGAACUGGCUGAAGAAGCGCACGGGCCCAGCUGCCACAGCCCUGUCUGACGCUGCAGCUGCAGAGUCCUUGGUGGACUCCAGCGACGUCGUGGUCAUCGGUUUUUUCAAGGACGUAGAGUCAGACCCUGCCAAGCAGUUCUUGCUGGCAGCGGAAGCUAUUGAUGACAUACCUUUUGGAAUCACAUCUAACAGUGGUGUGUUCUCCAAGUACCAGCUGGACAAGGAUGGGGUGGUCCUCUUCAAGAAGUUUGAUGAAGGCCGCAACAACUUUGAGGGUGAGAUCACCAAGGAGAAGCUGCUGGACUUCAUCAAGCACAACCAGCUGCCGUUGGUCAUUGAGUUCACUGAGCAGACAGCCCCAAAGAUUUUUGGAGGUGAAAUCAAGACACACAUUCUGCUGUUCCUGCCCAAGAGUGUGUCUGACUACGAUGGCAAGUUGAGCAACUUCAAGAAAGCGGCUGAGGGCUUCAAGGGCAAGAUCCUGUUCAUCUUCAUCGACAGCGACCACGCUGACAACCAGCGCAUCCUUGAGUUCUUUGGCCUGAAGAAGGAGGAGUGUCCCGCUGUCCGGCUUAUCACCCUUGAGGAGGAGAUGACCAAGUACAAACCAGAGUCAAAUGAGCUGACGGCAGAGAAGAUCACCGAGUUCUGCCAGCACUUCCUGGAGGGCAAGAUCAAGCCCCACCUGAUGAGCCAGGAGCUGCCUGAAGACUGGGACAAGCAGCCAGUGAAAGUGCUGGUUGGGAAAAACUUUGAAGAGGUUGCUUUUGAUGAGAAAAAGAACGUGUUUGUUGAAUUCUAUGCCCCCUGGUGUGGUCACUGCAAGCAGCUAGCCCCCAUUUGGGAUAAACUGGGCGAGACAUACAAGGACCAUGAGAACAUCAUCAUUGCCAAGAUGGACUCAACAGCCAAUGAGGUGGAAGCGGUCAAAGUGCACAGCUUCCCCACGCUGAAGUUCUUCCCAGCAAGCCCGGACAGAACGGUCAUUGACUACAACGGUGAGCGCACACUAGAUGGCUUUAAGAAAUUCCUGGACAGUGGUGGCCAGGAUGGAGCAGGCGACGAUGAUGACCUCGACCUAGAAGAAGCUUUGGAGCCAGACAUGGAGGAAGAUGAUGAUAGAGCUGUGAAGGAUGAACUGUAGUGCAGAAGCCAAGGGCACCCAAACCCUAACCUCGGUGGGCCAUGCUCCCAGCAGCCCACACCUCCGGAGCCUGAGCCUCACCCAAGGACGGAGAGUCAUCAGAACCCAGGGAACUUUUCUGAAGCCACACUCAUCUAGCAUACACUUAACCCUGUCUCUUGCUUUUCAGUGGGGAGAGAUCUCUCCAGCCCAUCUUGAAGAUCUGCCUUUUUCUUUUUCUAAAUUGGUGAUGUCCUUUUUUGUAUUUGUAUUUUGUCCCAAGUGCUCGCUGAACUGUUUGGGGACUCUCACACUGGUAAUGUCUUCCCUGUUAGAGAGGUUUCUGCUGUCACUUCAGAUUUCUUCUGGGAGACCUUUCGUCUUGUAGGCGUUUCUUACGUCAAGGUAAUUGUUCCGCCGUGGAGGCCUCCCUGACACUCCCUCCUGCGCUGUGUAGGAAGUGGCGGGUCUGGGCUGUACAUGGUCGCUCUCCACCUUGUACUAGUGUUGCCACGACAGCGUGGCCUUUCAUAGGUUUCAGCUAACCUGGGGGCUUGCAGAGAGGGUGGGUCCCCACGAGUGGAGAAGAGACUGUGGCUGGCUGCCCGGCCCAGGCCAGGCUGGACAGCUCUCACUCUCUUCAAGCCAGGACUCCCGACCAGCUGGCUGUGGGCACACACUCUGGCUGCUGGACUCCUUUCCAGCACAGCCUGUGGCCUGUGAGGCAGAACUGGGACCCUUGAUUCCCACACUGGGAGUCAGCCAGGACACUGGGGCUGAGUGAAACGCCCACUCUGAAGGCGUUUCUACCGUAAUAUCGGAAUUGAACACAUUGGCUAAAUAAAGUUGAGAUUUUACCACC
Molecule: messenger RNA, 2455 nt
Organism: Meriones unguiculatus (Mongolian gerbil)
Lineage: Eukaryota; Metazoa; Chordata; Mammalia; Rodentia; Muridae
Gene: P4hb
Product: prolyl 4-hydroxylase subunit beta
Exons: 11
Coding region: 88-1614 (508 amino acids)
Biological process (GO): protein folding; response to endoplasmic reticulum stress
Cellular component (GO): external side of plasma membrane; endoplasmic reticulum
Molecular function (GO): protein disulfide isomerase activity
Source: RefSeq, a predicted model, not a curated record